Molecule: messenger RNA, 330 nt
Organism: Paramecium primaurelia
Lineage: Eukaryota; Ciliophora; Oligohymenophorea; Peniculida; Parameciidae
Source: the annotation of a GenBank genome assembly
AUGAUUUAAAAGAAAUUUUUUAUGUGUUAAAAAAUGGAACAUGAAGGGGAAGAUAUUAAAGGUUGUUGUUUAAAUUUGAGUUGCUAAGAUUAAAGAUCUUAGUUUUGUCUUAAAAAUGCAACGAUUGAUCCUGUGAAACAUACUAAUUUUAAGAAAGAUUUAAAAGGAUUUGGUUAAAUUUAAAGUUUUAUCACCAAAUUCAAUUAGUAUAUGUGUGAAUUAACAAAUUAAUUGAAUGAAUCCUUUGGAUAAGUCAAAAUAAAAUAUGAAGAAUCAUCAAAAUAAUUGGAUAACUUGAAAGAAUAAUUAUUUAAGUUAUCUGAUUGUUGA